AUGGGGACGUAUAGUUUAAGCUUUUUUAGUGUUUUAAUCCUAGCUGUUUUAUGGAGUCCGGCCCUCAGUGAUAAGUGCUCCAUAGCUUGUAAAGGAUCUGCAUCAGCACCAGGUUUUCUCAAUGGACACACAUACACUUAUGGAGUAGAAGGAACAGUAUCAGUAUACCUUACAGGAGUUGAGAAGCAAGAAACAAAUGUCAAGAUUUUCGGUCAGGUUUCCGUUACUGCAUUGGGCAACUGUGCUCAUGCCUUGAAGGUCAACUCUUUGGCUAUUUCUGGUCCCAAUGGCAAGAAAUACCAAGCACCUGCAGGCAUUGACAAGGCAGUUCGCUUCAGUCUGCAAGAUGGUCGCGUUGGAUCCGAAAUUUGUGCUGAGGAUGGUGAUACCAGGUCGUCUCUCAACAUUAAGAGGGCCAUUAUCUCAUUACUGCAGACUGAACAGAAAACUUCAACACAGGUGGACGUUUUCGGUGUGUGCCCCACAGAUGUGUCUUCAUCAGAAGAAGGAAGCUCAGUACUACUCCACAGACGCCGAGAUCUUUCCCGUUGUGCGCAUCGGGAACAGGGCAAGAAUGACUUGAUCACCGCUGUCUACAACCCAACUGCUGAAAUUAAAAACACCCAAAUUCUGCUAUCCAGUUUAAGUGUUGAAACUAAGGUGAACAAAGGAGUACCAGAAAAGAUUGCUGCCACUGAAGACUAUGUAUACAGACCCUUCUCAUCUGGUGAAAAUGGCGCUAGAGCAUCCGUUCACACCAAACUUACCCUCUCUGGAACCAAGAGCGGUGGUGGAAAUGGAGGUAACUGUCCUGUGAGCCGCACAAUCAUUUUUGAGAACCCUCACCAAGGACAUGGAGACCACAGCAAUGCCCAAAAUGUACUGAGUGCCAUUAAGGAAGCUUGCAAGAACCUCGGAAGUGAAGCUGGCUCCAAAUCAGCUGGUAUCUUUGCUCAACUUGUCAGAAUUAUAAGAGUCACUAACAAAGAUGACCUGAUGAAGGUGUAUGGUCAAGUUAAAGGCAGCAAUUUGGAAAAGCGCGUAUUCCUGGAUGGUAUUCUUCGUGCUGGUACCGGCCCCAGUAUCGAAGCUUCGAUCCAGAUCCUGAAGAAUAAGCAGUUGGCUCCUCUUGAAGAGAAACUUGUCUUCCUUUCUCUUGCUAAUGCAAGACAUGUUGACAGCGACACUAUUAAGGCAGCAACUGGUCUUCUUGAUUUGCCCGAUCUACCUAAAGAACUCUAUCUUGGAGUCGGUGCUCUAGCUGGUGCCUACUGCCGUGCUCACAAUUGUCAUUCAGCCAAGACUGAAGGAAUCAUCACCCUUAGCAAGAAGUUUGCAGCCAAAUUACAGAACUGCAAGCCCAAGAGCAAAGUUGAGGAAGAUAAUGUGAUAGCUGUGUUGAAGGGUAUCCGUAAUAUUCGCCAUCUGGAGGACAGUCUAGUCGACAAGCUAGUGCACUGUGCCAACGACAACGGUAUUAAGGCUCGCGUUAAGGUUGCCGCCCUCGAAGCUUUCCAAGCGGAUCCGUGUGCUGCUAAGAUCAAGAAAGUCAGCCUCGACAUUAUGAAGAACAGACAGCUGGACUCCGAAAUCCGUAUCAAAGCUUACCUCGCCGUUAUUGCCUGUCCUUGUGGAAAGUCAGCCAAUGAAAUUAAGGCUUUAUUGGACUCCGAGCCAGUUCACCAAGUUGGUCGUUUCAUCACAACAUCUCUGCGUCACAUUCGUGCGUCGGCUAACCCCGACAAACAACUGGCUAGACAACACUAUGGUCUCAUCUCCACACCUAGCAAGUUCAAUAUUGAUGACAGGAAAUACUCCUUCUACCGCGAAUUCUCCUACAACGUAGAUGCUCUCGGUGCUGGUGGAAACCUGGAGCAGACUGUGAUUUACUCCCAAGACUCGUUCAUUCCACGAUCUGCCUCUUUCAACCUUACCGCUGAAAUCUUUGGACACAAUGUCAACGUUUUUGAGAUUGGCGGACGUCAAGGUAACUUAGACAGAGUGGUCGAACAUUUUGUCGGUCCACGUGGUAUCUUAAGGACACAGAAACCUCAAGACAUUUAUGAUAACAUAGUUAAGCGUGCUGAAGAAGCUUUCAAGAAGGUCGAUGGCAACUUGAGAGGACGCCGCUCGAUUAAGAGUGAAAUUGACAACUUUGAUAAGAACUUGAAAGCUGAAUCCGUCCCAUACAACAAUGAACUAGACUUGGAUAUGUACCUGAAACUCUUCGGUACUGACGCCAUUUUCUUAUCGCUCGGUGAUGACAAGGGCUUCGAUUUUAACAAGGGUCUUGAUCAAGUAUUAAAGAUCUUCAACGAUGGUGUUGAAAAGGUCAAACACUUCCAGCAAGAAGUACGCGCUCAUAUGCUGUUCUUGGAUGCUGAACUAGCAUACCCCACUUCAACUGGUCUCCCCAUCAAACUGGACGUAGUUGGAUCAGCAACUGGACGUGUAGAUGUUUCAACCAACAUCGAUUUGAAACAGAUCAUCCGUUCACCACAAAAUGCGAAAGUUGACAUCAAAGUCGUUCCUAGUACUGAUAUCGAAGUAUCCAUGGUGAUGAUGGUCGAUGCAAACUUAGUUAACGCUGGUAUCAAGGGAAUUGUCAACUUACAUUCUUCCACUGGUGGUCACUUGAUUGCGAAGGUUAUCGACAACGGCCAAGGGUUCGACCUUCAGUUUGGUUUACCAAUUGACAAACAAGAAAUUCUCACGGCUUCCAACGAGCUGGUGUUCUUUACGGCAGAGAUUGGGCAGCUUGAGAAACAGACACCAAUUAAGGUGGAUGCCGACAAAAAAGAGUAUUCAGGAUGUUUCGAUCAGCUAUCAGGAAUGUUGGGUCUGACGCUGUGUGGAGAAUUCUCGGUUCCGUUCACUUUCUCAGGAUCAGAAGCUCAAGCGUCUAUCGCUAAGUUCCUGGCUAGAUAUCCGGUUGUGGGCCCAUCUAAAAUCCGCGUCGCUUUGGAAAAGAACGAUCUCCGUGGUUACCACAUCAAGGGUGCGUUCAGAAAUGAUGCAGACAAUGGAAAGUAUGGCGCUGAGCUUCUUCUUGAAGCAGAAGGUUCCCAAAAUCGUCGUACACAUCUCUCUGGUGACAUCAUCAAUAACGCCGAAGAAAAGUCUGUGAAACUGUCUCUCGAAUCACCCAUCAAGAAUUUGUAUGCUCAACUGUCCCUGUUCACAAAAUCAAAUGAACAAGCUAUAUUGGCUAAAGCUAAAAUGGAUGAUAUGCAAUACUAUGCUAGAGCCGGAUUCACCGCUUCUGGUAAUGACAGACGAAGGGUUUGGAAGCCAAUUUUGGAGUAUGAGCUGCCAGAUAAGAACGGAAAACAGAACCUCAAGAUUGACGGACAGUUGAUUCAAGAAAUUAACGGUCCGGCUACUCGUUACACACUGGAGGGCAUUAAGGUCAUUAUUCCCAACUCCAACGAACCGGUUAACAUGGAAGGUCACUUUAACUAUGAACCUAAGCUCUUGGAACUGGACCUUAAGGCCAAAAAGGGUCAGCACAACUUGCUGCUCAGCGGUUCUCUAAAGGGCAGUGAUGCCAAACUUGAGUUCCAGAACACACUUAACCCCUAUGUCAACUUCAAACUUAACGGACACUUUGAGAACACUGAAAAUCUCUACCACAACGACCUUGAUCUGUACUACGGAGGUGAUCUUCGCAACUCGCAAAACCGUGUCACAUUCAACCAACUCCUUAAAUGGGCUGAUGCUACCAAUGUCAUCACCAAAAACAAAUUUGAAAUCCACGCCCUCCCGAUUAAAGCGCAAUUCGAUUUGGAAUACGAUCCUAAGAAAUUCGAUUUGGAUGUAGAAGGUAUCUACGUUGACCGCAAAUUCGAUUUUGAGAUUAACGCGCGCACCGCAAUCAAAAAAGUUGGCGACUACAGAGUAAAAAUCCUGUUGACUCUUGACAAACAAUCUGUAGAAGCAUUCGUAAAGAGAGAUAUAGUUUCACCCGAUAAAUCUAACUUGGAAAAUUACAUCGAAGUCAAGAAUAUGGGCAAAUAUGAGCUGUCUGGAGUUGUAUUGCACAAGAACAAACCUAAUGAUGUGAAUAUUGGAGCGAUUGGACACUUAAAGCUUGCAGGUGGUGAAUUAAAGGAAGAUAUCAACUUCGACGUGGGUGUACUCGAAAAUAACAACCUUUACACAAGUCAUGCUAAAAUUUCUCGCGCCAAGGACGGUACGAUUGUGGACUUCCUCUCUAAAGUCAACCGUGGUGACAACCCCAAUGGCCAGCUGAAAUUACUCCUGAAGGAUACUGUCAAUGCCAACGGACACUACCAAGUGACGGACAACUCAGGCAAAGGAAACGGAGUCUUCAUUAUUGAAUUUAAACAGGCUCAACGUAAAAUCAAGGCAGAUGUCAAGUUCGUGUCAAAGGAACCAGUUUACAACGCAGAUGUCGAGGUAUUCCUGAACUUCGAGAAGGACAACAAUGACAAAUUACACUUCUCCACGAACAACAAGAAAACUGAAAAAGCCAUCGACUCCAAGAACAAGCUGGAAUACAACGGCAAAAAGGGAGAACUGAACAUCCACAACAAUGGUGAGCUCUUCGGCGUAGCUAAGGGCGUCGCUGAAGUUGAAAUUGUCUUGCCCACUGAAAGAUGCCUCACUUUCAAACUAGACCGCGACGUCACUAGUAAGAACAGUGUCUACAGCGGAAACGCAGAACUUUUCCUAUCCGACGCUUCCAAACGCGGUGGAGCUGCAUCUACAAUCCAAUACAAGGGAAAACUUGUCGACACCGAUUUUGAGAACUCCUUUGAUUACGAAGGCUCCGUCCAGGUCCGCCUUGCAGAUGGACGGGACUUUGUCAACUCUGUAUUAUUCAAGGAUGUACCUAACGGAGACAAGAACGACGUCAAGUUUAAGGCCGAUGCAUCUGGAAGCCUGAUGCCAAAGAAAGCCCUCAUCGAUGGAAGCUUAUCAUACUCGGGAUUAAAGAUGGUUGAAGCGUGCCACCUCAAAGCAAGCUAUGGAGACGAUCUCUCCACCGAAUUGGUUGGAUCUUUCGUAGCUAACUUCCCUGCCAGUGGAGAAAAGAAAUUCUUGAACGACUGGUCCGCUUCAUUCCGUUUGCCAGUGGAAAAUGCACAUGACAUCAAAUGGGUUUCCAAUUUCCUCUAUUUACAACCGGAGGGUAAGGACGCUGAGGUAACAGUCAUCGAGUCAAUCCAAAUCAACGGUGACUUAUACAAAAUUGAUGGAAAUGGUAAAUUCAAUGAGAAAGAUGGUAACAGCAAGCUGAAGGUUAUAGUACCACACAAUGACCCUGUCGUCCUUGAUUUCGGUUACAAGGCCGUUCUUCAAGGUGAUGAAAAAGGAGGUAGUUUUGAUUUCAAAGCACAAUAUGGAAAGGGCAAAACUGUCAAUGUCGGCGUCCAAGCAGUAGCUGCACCUAGAGACUACAAAAUCGGUGUUGAUAUGUACGCACCGCAGAACGAUAAGCUUAAAAGACUAUCAGUCAACAUCCAGAACAAGAACCCGACUCCAAACACGUACAACUCCCUGAUGCUCAUCAGCGUAGACGACCGCGUCUACAAAUCUGAAUCUAUUAUGGUCUUGUCAAACCGCCAACCUUCUAUUGACUUCAAGUAUGCUGGACCCAACUCACAAAAGCCCACCAGAAUGGUCAUGAAAGGAGACAUUGAAAUCAACCGUGGACAAGUCGAAGUGAAAUUGGAAAACUUCCGUAACUUUGACUUGGACUCAUCAUUUGAGGCCGCAUUCGAGAAGGACAUCAUGGUCAAGUUCUACGGUAACUCUGAGAAGCUCGAAUUGAAGAACUACAAAUUGGACAUAACCACGAAGGACGCUGGUAACGGCAAGCGCUUAGAGUUCAGCGCUGUUAACGAUAACAAGAACAUUCUUAGUGGAAGCACCUCAUUUAUCAAGAAAGAAGAAGGGCCCAAGACGAUCAUCGAAGGUUCUGGAACGCUCAAAGUUAAAGAUACUCAGAAACCAGCUAACUUCAAGUUCAUCCGCACUAUGCUUACUGAAGGCGCCGAACAAGGAGUUGAGACGUUCAUAAACGUAGCGGUAGGAGAACGCAACCAUGUCGCGGAAUCCCGCAUUACAAACCUGGAGUACAAGAGCUCGUAUGUCUACUGUGAGGAGAAGAAGCAAUGCGCACACGCAGAGUUGCAUUCCAAGAUUAACGUAAACCAACCCGGAGUAGUCCAGCACUUGUUCAACGUUGGUUUUGAUCUGCGCAAACUUGGCUUCGCCACCGAGUUUGGUCUGGAAGUCAGUAACGAGUUCUCGGACAAGAUGUUCCCUCAAUACCUCCUCAAUUUGCACGUCAAUCGCGAGACAGACAAGAUCCACGUGAACGCAUACAGCAAACCCGAGUUUGGCAAAUUCCCAGCUGGUGUCACCAUUUCCCUGCCCAAACGCGUCUUUGCAGUGGAGACCUUAGUUCAAUACCCAACAGACAAGUCUCUGCCCUUCCCCGUUCGUGGUGAGCUUAGUCUCUACCCAGACAAGAACAGGCCGGAAACCAAGACUGGUGCUCGGUUCCUGGUUGACGUUCACACCAACGAGCAAGGCGGUGAUGGUGUAGCUGAAAUUGGAUUCGUUCACCCGAAAAUACGAAAGGAAGCACUUAUUCGAGUACGUGGAGCCGUCCAACGUCCAGCUGAAAACGCCAUCAAGAUUUCCAGUUCUGGACUCGUCUCCCACCCAAUCCUUGGAAACGACCGCAAGACUGAAUUCAACUUGGAAGCCAACCCAACACACGUAAAACUUUUGUGGGACACACCUAUCGUGAAAGUGAUCGAUCUUGAAGGUUCAGCGGUGGUCAAGGACAACUUACAACAAGCAGAUGUUCGCUUCAGCCUCCUCCAAUUGAAACCUGUGCAAAUAUACGGUGUUAUCAAGGACUAUCAAUACUACGAGUUCACUACCGGAUACAGUGACGAGAAGGAACGCAAACUUUCCAUCAUCGCUCACGUUGAACCAGAAAAACGUGCCGAUUUCUCUGUAGACAUCGUUGUGCCUGGACAGAAGAUGAACAUCAUUAACGCCGCACUCUUUAUGCAAGACAACGAAGUUAAAUCCAAAUAUGGACUCUCAAGGGACAAUUACAACCACUUCUUGACUGCAUUCAGAAAGGACCUAGACACGCUCCUUGUGAAAUUCAAAGAGAUCAAUGACAAGACUAGCGACGAAAUGAAGCAGACACUGAAGCGAAUCGAGCCAAAAGCCAAGGAAUUGGAGCAAAUGUACCGCGAAGACUUCCAGAAGCUGAUGCAAGAGAUCACCAAUGACAAAACCAUUAAGGAACUAUCAGAAGCUGCGCACGACUUGAUCCAAAUCAUCGCCAAAAUGAUCGACGAAGUAGUAACCGUUACCAAGCCCCUCGUCGACAAAUUCAUUGAAGCAGUUACAGACGUCAGUAAGAAGAUAUGUGAAAUGUAUGAAAAGCAGAUCGAGCCUCAACUUAAGGAGUUAUACUCUAACAUCUCUGCCGUUGUACGCGAGUACUUGGACGGCAUUAUUGACACCGUAGCCCAUAUCUCUGCGAUUGUCAUCGACUUCUUUGAGAAGCACAAGCCCGAAGUUGACGAACUCAUCAACACCGUAUCUAACAUCUUCAAGGAUAUUGCGCGCAUAAUCUUCGCUCAAAUGAAGGAAUGGCGUGUACGCGCUUCUCAAAUAUUUGCUGAUGUCUCUCAACAGAUUAGCGACAUUCCCAUCUUUAGUAUGAUUAAAGAAAAGUGGCAAGAGCUAGCUGUACCAGAACAAGCGAUGGCCUUACUCCAGGAAGCCCAACAAACAAUCCGUGCCUUCUUACCGACUGAAGAAUCUAAGAAGUUCGCUGAUGCUCUUUUCAAUUACGUGCAGAAGAAACUUCGCCAAGAGAAGAUGGAUGAACAAGCAGAGCUGAAGAUUGUGUACGAAAAGUUUGUGGUGGCUGUUACAUCUCUGGUACAAUAUGUCCGUACCAACCUCAACCAGAUGGGAAUUUCUACUGCACCCUUCAUUGGACUUCCAUCAUUAUCUGGUGCUAACGGUGUAGCUGCACCGACCUUCGGUGGAUCAGCGGCCCUUAGCUUCGUCACACAACUCAUCCAAGGAGACAUUCCUAAUCCCUUACAACUCUUUACCACUUACCGCCCACGUAGCUUCAACCCACUGGAUGAAGUUCCAUCUAAGAUGCGUGGUGUCAUCGUGAACGGCCAACACAUCUUCACAUUCGACGGCAGACAUCUGACAUUCCCUGGUAAUUGCCGCUACGUUCUUGCCCACGACCACGUCGACAGGAACUUUACACUGAUGAUGCAAUUGCAAAACGGAAACCCUAAGUCUCUUAUCCUGGAAGACAAGAACGGUGCUGUUAUUGAACUUAAGGAGGGUGGACAGGCAACUAUCAAUGGCGCGAACCAUGGAUAUCCAAUCGUCGAGAAAGACUCUUUCGCUUUCAAACAGGCUAACGGUCGCAUUGGUCUCGGCUCGCUUUACGGUAUCAUGGCGUUCUGUACGGGAAAACUUGAAGUGUGCUACUUUGAAGUAUCUGGCUUCUACCUUGGAAAAUUACGAGGUCUCCUUGGAGAUGGAAAUAACGAACCGUUCGAUGACUUUAGGCUUCCUAACGGAAAGAUCUCAACAUCAGAAAGUGAAUUCGGUAACGCAUACCGUACUGCUGGCAGUUGUCCCCAAGUAAAGACCCCUGAACAUUCCCACCACCAGCUCCACUCAUCUAUGCCACCCGCUUGUGAGACUGUCUUUGGUGGAUCAUCACCACUCAGGCCCUUGUCUGUUGUCCUCGAUAUUGCACCAUUCAGGCAAGCUUGUAUCCAUGCUGCAUCUGGCGAAGGAGAAGCAGCCCUACACCAGGCGUGUGACUUGGCUCGCGGUUACGCCGCCCUUGCUCUCACUGGAAUGCUCCCAGCUGUUCUACCCGCACGCUGUGUCCAGUGCAAUGAUGCUGAUAAACCGAGGGAAGUUGGAGACGUCUACGAGUUCAAGGUUCCCGCUAAGCAAGCUGAUAUUAUCGUCUCAAUCGAAAUUACCAAGUUGAACGAACAGAAUUACAAGGACCUGAUUGUGCCUCUCGUCGCGCAAGUUAUCGACGGGCUCAAGAGCAAACGCAUUUCUGACAUCAAAGUCUACUUAGUCGGACUCACAUCUAAAUACCCAUACCCCAUUCUGUACGAUACUGACCUGAAACUGAAGAACGCAAAGGUGGUAUUCGAUGAUGAAAGCCGCUACGAAAACUUCGAAGGAAUCGCCACUGGCAACAAAUAUUUGGAUACAGCGCAAGAAAUGGUCUUUGACAUCAUUGAGUCGUUGCAUUUGAGACUUGGAGUCACCAACAUAAUGACUUCAUACAACUCGAUAAUGGAACUGCCACUUAGACCUGGCGCAGUCAAACAUCUCAUCAGCUCCAUUGGAGGACGUUGCGUACCGCAAUUGUUUAUUGUUGAAGCUUUACGCACUGCCGCUCAAAGCAUCUGGAUGGAAAACAACGCGUACAGUGUAUCGAUCGUUACUGAAACUGCCAAAUUCGCCCCUGUCGGAGGCAAGCCUGUUGUUGGUUUCUCUCAAAACGCUGUUCUUGUGCUCGGGGAUAAGAAACAGAAGGACACCUCAGACUUGAGGGCUAACCUUGACAUUGGAGAGGCAGAUGGCUGCGUAAACUUUGCAGAAGAUACCGAUGGAUUCGUCUUCUCGGCAACCACCUACCGGGAGAUGAACCCAGCGCAGCGUAAGCAGUUCUUGCAGACAGCAGCCGCUUCUGUCACCAACAGAAUGCUUCAGUACUCCUCGGUACAGUCCUGCACUUGCACCUACGUUGACCCCUUCAGAGUUCGCUCCGUUUGCGUCUCAAAGGAUCGGAAGGAUGCUACUCGCAGAAGAAAGUAG
This is a messenger RNA of Leptosia nina, 9882 nucleotides long. The record is from the annotation of a GenBank genome assembly. Lineage: Eukaryota; Metazoa; Arthropoda; Insecta; Lepidoptera; Pieridae.